AUGGCGCCAACAAAGACACUGCCUCCCCGGCUGGCCGAUCUUACGGUCCGGCAGGCGGCCGGCGUAACCGUCACCGUCACCGUCACCGUCACCGUCACCGCCCAGAUCAACAGCGACGGCGGCGGCUCUAGCUCCAGCUUCCUGAGCGGCGGCGAGAUCGCUGGCAUCGUCAUCGGCACCAUCGGAUGGUACGACGACGAACCCACAGUCCGCCGCUCACGGUCCCGGAGCCAUUCCCACUCGCAACAGCGCCACCAUCACCACCACCAUCGCCGCGGGUCCGGUAUGGUUCUCGAGGAGAAGGACGUGGCAUACGCCCCGCGCCGGCCCUCAGCCACGUACGUGUACCCUGAGAGACGGCCACGAUCCACGGGAAGGAGCCGCUCUAGGUCAGAUUCCGAGAGGUACUACACGAGUUAUUAG
Molecule: messenger RNA, 423 nt
Organism: Lasiosphaeria miniovina
Lineage: Eukaryota; Fungi; Ascomycota; Sordariomycetes; Sordariales; Lasiosphaeriaceae
Exons: 2
Coding region: 1-423 (140 amino acids)
Source: RefSeq, a predicted model, not a curated record